Nicotiana attenuata is the source of this 3325-nucleotide messenger RNA. Its product is annotated as receptor-like protein kinase HAIKU2. The coding region runs from base 101 to 3049 and encodes 982 amino acids. Gene Ontology annotation, molecular function: ATP binding; receptor serine/threonine kinase binding; protein kinase activity. Gene Ontology annotation, biological process: protein phosphorylation. NCBI's taxonomy places the organism in Eukaryota, Viridiplantae, Streptophyta, Magnoliopsida, Solanales, Solanaceae. The record is from RefSeq and is a predicted model, not a curated record. The transcript is spliced from 2 exons.
UAUAAUUCGUUAAAGCUGGCGCUCUCCAUAGUCGUCGUCUCUCACACGUUUUUCCUUAGCCAGAAACAUAACUUCUCCUACGUCAACUCCUCUGUCAAAUAUGGCGGCGCUAUUGAAUUGCCGGCCGGAACUUAUCUUCUUAUCUAUAUUCCCUUUCUUCUCCGUCGCUUUUUCCGACGAGCUUCAAACACUUUUAUCCAUUAAAUCCUCUUUAACAAACUCCGCAACCAAAACCAAUAUAUUCAAAAACUGGGAACCCAAUACUCCUCUUUGUAACUUCACUGGCAUUAAAUGCAGUUCCAAUGGAGCAGUCAAAGAACUCGAACUCUCAAGUCAAAGCCUAUCUGGUUUUGUCCCUUCUGAUAAAAUAUGUUCUCUUAACUCAUUGGAAAAACUCUCUUUGGGUUUCAACUCACUCUCUGGACGUGUAACCGAUGACUUGAACAAUUGUGUUAGCUUGAAUUACUUGGACGUUGGGAAUAAUGAUUUCACAGGGACUUUUCCUGAUAUAUCUUCACUUAGUAAAUUAACCCAUUUUUACGCAAAUAACAGUGGGUUUUCAGGAAAAUUUCCGUGGAAUUCUGUUGCAAAUAUGAGUAAAUUGAUUGUACUCAGCCUUGGUGAUAAUCAAUUUGAUCGAAAUCCGUUUCCGGCGGUGAUUGUGAAGCUUGAUCAAUUGAAGUGGUUGUACUUAUCGAAUUGUGGGCUUGAAGGGGAAAUUCCAGAAGGAAUUGGAAAUCUAACGGAGUUGAUAAAUUUAGAGCUGUCAAUGAAUCAUCUUACUGGUGAAAUUCCUUUGGGAAUUACAAAGCUAAUGAAAUUAUGGCAACUUGAGUUAUAUGAAAACGAGUUAACAGGGAAGUUGCCAGUUGGAUUCGGGAAUUUAACGAGUCUCGAAUAUUUUGAUGCUUCGACUAAUUACCUGUACGGUGAUUUAUCGGAAAUUCGAGAGUUAAAUAAUUUGGUAAGUUUGCAACUAUUGCAGAAUGAAUUUUCAGGGGAAGUACCAGUGGAAUUGGGAGAGUUCAAAAAACUUGUGAACGUGUCUUUGUAUACUAACAAGUUAACAGGUCAACUUCCACAGAAGUUGGGUUCUUGGGCUAAUUUUGAUUUCAUUGAUAUAUCGGAGAAUAAUUUCACUGGUCCAAUUCCACCGGAUAUGUGUAAGCAGGGGACAAUGAGAGGAUUAUUGAUACUUAGAAACAAUUUCACUGGUAAAAUUCCAGAAAGUUAUGCAAAUUGUACAACAUUGGAGCGGUUUCGAGUGAGCAAGAAUUCGCUUUCUGGUGUAAUUCCAGCUGGAAUUUGGGGGUUGCCCAAACUCCAAAUAAUUGAUGUUGCAAUGAAUAAUUUUGAAGGUUUGAUUACUUCUGCUAUUGGAAAUGCAAAAUCUUUAGGUGAAAUUUAUGUUGCUAAUAAUAAAUUUUCUGGUGAGUUGCCUUUGGAAAUUUCAAAGGCUACUUCUUUGGUGAGAAUUGAUUGUAGUAACAAUCGGUUUUCAGGUGAAAUUCCAGGGACAAUUGGUGAGCUAAAGAAACUUGGUAAUCUUUAUUUACAGAAGAACAAGUUUUCUGGUUCCAUACCAUAUUCUUUAGGCUCUUGUGUUUCAUUAAGUGAGGUUAACAUGGCUCAUAAUUCGCUUAUUGGAUCAAUUCCUGUUUCUUUGGGGUCAUUACCGACUUUAACUUCAUUAAACUUGUCGGAAAAUCAGCUCAGGGGGCAGAUUCCGACAAGUUUAUCACAUCUGAAGUUAAAUCUUCUUGAUUUUUCCAACAAUCAGUUGACUGGACCAAUACCGGAUUCUCUAUCAAUUGAUGCUUAUAAGGGUAGCUUUUCUGGAAAUGAUGGUCUUUGUAGCCAAAACAUUAAGAAUUUUCGUCGAUGUUAUGGUGAAUCUGGAAAGCCUAGAGAAUUGCACACCCUUUUGCUUUGUUUGUUGGUGGCUGUGAUUGUUGCACUCCUUUCACUUGCGGGUUUCAUGUACUUGAAGAAGAAGAACGAAAAAGUACAUGAGAGGUCUUUGAAAGAACAUUCUUGGAAUACAAAGUCAUUCCAUAUAUUGACUUUCACAGAGGAUGAGAUUCUUGAUGGAAUUAAACAUGAUAAUUUGAUUGGAAAAGGUGGUUCUGGGAGUGUAUACAGAGUGCAGCUCGCUGAUGGCACAGAUUUUGCUGUAAAGCAUAUUUGGACCUCUGAUUCAGGAGGAAGGAAAAUGUCAGGAACAACAUCACCAAUGUUGGGAAAACGUGGGAUGAAGUCGAAAGAAUUUGAGGCUGAGGUUCAAACACUGAGCUCAAUUCGACAUGUGAAUGUUGUGAAAUUGUAUUGCAGUAUAACAAGUGAGGACUCGAGCUUGUUGGUCUAUGAAUAUAUGCCAAAUGGGAGCUUGUGGGAUCGAUUGCACACUUGCAAGAAGAUGCCACUUGAUUGGGAGACGAGGUACGAGAUAGCUCUUGGUGCAGCCAAAGGAUUGGAGUAUUUGCACCAUGGUUGUGAUAAGCCAGUCAUUCACAGGGAUGUUAAGUCUAGUAAUAUCUUGUUGGAUGAGCUUUUCAAGCCAAGAAUUGCUGAUUUUGGUCUUGCUAAGAUUGCACAAGCUGAUUCAAACAAAGAUUCAACUCAUGUCAUUGCAGGAACACAUGGAUAUAUUGCUCCUGAAUAUGGAUACACGCACAAAGUGAAUGAGAAAAGUGAUGUAUAUAGUUUCGGGGUGGUGUUGAUGGAGCUAAUAUCUGGGAAAAGGCCAAUAGAACCAGAAUAUGGAGAGAAUAGCAACAUAGUAACAUGGGUGAGCAGCAAAUUGAAGAGCAAGGAGAGUGUGUUGAGCAUAGUGGAUUCAAGUAUCCCAGAAGCUUUUAAGGAAGAUGCAAUCAAAGUCUUAAGAAUUGCCAUUGUCUGCACAGAUAGGCUUCCAUCUUUAAGGCCAACAAUGAGAAAUGUAGUCAAAAUGCUGGAAGAUGCACAACCCUGCAAAUUGGUUGGGAUAAUUGUAAGCAAAGAUGAGGGUAGUAACAAGAUGGAGCAAUUGAAGGAUCACACCAAAAUAUAAUUGAAUCCCCCGUUUCGAAGAGUAUUUACCACGUUGUCUUGUUCACUCUUCAACCCGUUCUCUAUGUUUUGCUACUAAUAUUACGUGGAACGUUGUAUCUUGUAGCAGUAUGUAAAGUUUUGAUGAUGGCCUCCUGGCAUUGUAACAUAUAGUAGAAGCUAGAUUCAUAUUAGUGUAUUUAGUAGUGAAUUUAGAGAUGCAUGGCAUAAGUGCCAUAAGAUGUACUACUUGUAUGUGCUCAAUAAAAAUGUUUCAGUAAUUCAAAUCCGUUCUCAA